Pelobates cultripes (western spadefoot toad) is the source of this 696-nucleotide messenger RNA. NCBI's taxonomy places the organism in Eukaryota, Metazoa, Chordata, Amphibia, Anura, Pelobatidae. The record is from the annotation of a GenBank genome assembly.
AUGGGUAACAAAAAGAAACCCCAUACAGCCCAUAAGACUCCUAGUCAGGCGUCAAGCAAAAAAGCUGUCGAUCUGGACCGCUACUUUUGAGAUAAAGUAAAGGCGCUCGCAGAGACAGAAGCGGAUGAGCCACUAUCUUCUCGACGUGCACCGCCGCCAAACAGCCCGACGAGUUCUAAAACCUCCACCUUAUACGGCAAUAGCAAACUACAGGAAAUAAUACAAAACCUCCCAUCCAAAGGAGACAUAGCAUCUAUGCUGGCGAAGCUAGAUGCCUCUAUACAUGAGAAACUGUCCUCCAUUACUAAUGAGGCAAGACAAAAAGGCCUGAGGGUGGGAGAUCUGGAAGGGGAUAGAGAUAACAUUCAGCUGCGGGUCCAUACUCUGGAACAGAGACAGGAUACACAGGACGCCAGAAUUGUACAGAUACUACGCCACACAGAAGACCUCGAUAAUAGGGGCAGAAGAAUAAUAAUCUUCAUGUCAGGGGCAUCCCAGAGUCACAGAGGGACCCCGAAAAUAUCAGAGAUGCUACAAACUUUAUUCAAUAACAUACGACAACGUCCAGUAGAAACACCCAUAUUAAUGGACAGAGCUCACAGGACUCUUGUUGGGACUCACAUAGCGCAUAGUCUGAAGCAUCUGACUAUAGGAACUCUUGGGCCUGAUUGGGGUUACGGACUCUUUAAAACCUAG